Geodia barretti is the source of this 642-nucleotide messenger RNA. Lineage: Eukaryota; Metazoa; Porifera; Demospongiae; Tetractinellida; Geodiidae. The record is from the annotation of a GenBank genome assembly.
AUGAGCAAUAUCUUCAAGGAGCGAUUUGACAGGCUCAUCGAAGGACGCUUCUUCUUCACGACUGAGGAACCUUUUGAGGACCUGCUGCGCCGCACCAAAGCUGUGCUCGAAGGACACUUUGUCCUCAGCUCGGGCUUGCACAGUUCGCACUACAUCCAAUGCGCCCGCACGUUGCAACAUCCGAAGCAUGCCGAGGCGUUGGGGGGUUGUCUGGCGGACAGAUUCCAAGAUUACGCGGUGGAUGCGGUCAUCUCGCCGGCCCUGGGCGGCCUCAUCAUCGGGCACGAAACAGGGCGGGCGCUCGGCGCGCGGGCGAUUUUUGGCGAACGCGACAACGGCGCGAUGACCUUGCGGCGGGGGUUCGGGCUGCAACCGGGUGAACGGGUGGUAAUCAUCGAAGAUGUCAUUACGACCGGCGGUUCGGUGCGCGGUCUGAUUCGUCUGGUGGAGGACCUUGAGGGGAUUGUGGUGGGGGUCGGAGCCAUCCUCGACCGCAGCGGCGGCCAAGUCGACCUGGGCGUGCCGCUGAACGCCUUACUCACCAUGCAGGUGCCUACCUAUCAACCCGAGGCGUGUCCCCUGUGCCAGCAGGGCAGUUCGCCGGUGAAGCCCGGAAGCCGACAGCAGGGAGCGGGGGGCUAG